This is a messenger RNA of Xylaria bambusicola, 1388 nucleotides long. RefSeq lists its product as uncharacterized. The record is from RefSeq and is a predicted model, not a curated record. NCBI's taxonomy places the organism in Eukaryota, Fungi, Ascomycota, Sordariomycetes, Xylariales, Xylariaceae. The transcript has a single exon. The coding region runs from base 150 to 932 and encodes 260 amino acids.
AACGUCAUAUUGGUCGCCUCACCACCCAGUAUCCCCCCCCAGCAACAGUCAGCACCGUUCGCGAUCCCUCCAACUGCAAACCCCAGAGCAACAACGACGCGUUUAUCAUUCUCUAUGGUCCCCUACCGCCUCCGCCUCAAAUUCGCACUAUGGCGGAGCCCUCCUCCUCGCUGCUGUGGACCAUAGUCCUGCUCGUUAGCGCUGCCCCGAUCGCUACAACAUACGCCAACGCAUACAUUGCAGCCCCGCGCGAGGUCAUCACCUUCAUCGACGCCGUUGAGGGCUCCAUAGAAGAAAAUGAAAACUACGAUUGUGAUCUUGCUAAAGUGCCGCGGUUGGAAGACAAGGUGCGCCUGAGCCGACUUUUGCGCGAAAUUCAGAAACAGGGCGAUGACUUACGCGAGGAUCUAAAUCAACUGGUAAUAGAAGAAGGCGGAACCACUUUGCGCGUCAGUGCUAGAAUAUUUUGGGCGGGCCACAGGAAACAAUUGGAAGAGCGAGUGCGCCGGCUAGACAUGUUGCGCAUGCGAUUCCUCGUGGUGUUCAUGGGGGUUGUAACAACAACGGCGAGCGAGCACGCGGCGAAGGUAGCUGCCGCACGAACAGCACCUAGACACCCGGUGAGAGCAAUCCCGCCACCUCCGCCUCCACCGCCGCCGCCGCCGCCAGCAGCAGCACCAGCAACUCCUCGAACACCAGUAGGACGACUUCAGACGCAGGCCAUGGGCCAUAGCGAGAAGACGGCUCAUACGCAUAGAAGUGGCUGGUUCGGCGUCGUCCAGGAGUUGGAACGAUCCCCCAUAUUGCGUCAGCGACACGCUUCCAUCGAGGCAGCCAUGCGAUCUCCCGAACAGAUGACGCCGAUUGGAAGUCCAUUAUCGGCGAUGAAGCCUGUCAAGGGAUCAUCGAUACCUGAAAACUUGGAAUUGUAGUGUCGCACCUCUGAAGCAAUUGCGGCAUUUCCACGACGUUCACCGCUUCAAUGCUGGUGAACCGUGGACCUUCUCUCAACUCGUAGGCAUGAAUCGGCAAGCAAACCAUAUGCCACGAUACAACCAUAUGAUUUAUGGCUUGAUGAUGAAACGAAACGAAUUCACGUGAAUUUUAAAAAGACUCUAAUCUAUCCCCAUGGGCGAUAAUGAGCAUUUCUGCUGGUGGUCUACGGAAGGACAAGAACUACACGCCUGGCUAGACGAUUCAACGGAUCAUGACUUCUCCGUUUGACCACAUACACGCCCUUUACAAUUUCCUAAAGGUGUUAAAAAGGUUUCUUCAUCUCAUUGAAUGAUACCCCCUUAUUUUUUUAUGCAUGGCAUUUGUUAUCAAUUGCCUUUUUAUUUUAUUUUGACAACUGAUCUGCCCUCAACGUCACUCAUUACGGCUUCGUG